UAGAUGCUUCCGGUGUAUUUGCACCCAGUGUAAAACAGGAAGUUGUGCUUAAUGUGCCUCAGACACAAAGUGGAGCAAGAGACAAGAUCACAAAUGAGUGAUAACGAGUCAUUACUACAAAAUGAUUUCACUGAAGAGUCAUUCCACUCAAAUUUCUUAUUCCAGAACCAUGACAUAAGGAUUAUUCUGGUGGGGAAGACUGGAACAGGCAAGAGUGCGACAGGAAACACAAUCCUGAGACGGGAGCUGUUCGAGUCUGAGCCCUCACCUGUGGGGGUUACAACACAAUGCAGCAGUGGUUUUGUGAAUGAAGGAGGAAGAAGAGUCUGUGUGGUUGACACGCCAGGGUUUUGUGGAUCGCUGACUAAAGAAGAAAUGAAGGCACACUUGGAGAAGUGUGUUGAGCUUUCUGUUCCUGGUCCUCAUGCGUUCCUGCUGGUCAUCAAUCUGGACGCGAGAUUCACAGCGGAGGAGAUGAACACAGUGGAACUGAUUCAGCAGAACUUCGGAGAAGGUGCUGUGCACCACAACAUCAUCCUGUUCACCAGAGCAGAUCAACUGAGAGGCAGAUCUUUGCAGCAGUAUAUAGCAAGAAGCCAGGAUCUGAAGAGACUUAUAGAGUGCUGCGGUGGAAGAUAUCACGCAUUCAACAAUAACGACAUGAGGAACCGCACUCAAGUCACCGAGCUGCUGGAGAAGAUUGACAGAAUGACCCAAAAUGGAAGAAGAUAUUACACUAACGUGAUGUUUGAAGAAGCUCAAAAGAAGAUUAGGAGAAAGGAGACGAUAAAAAAGGUCAAAGAUGCGGCAUUAGCGGUUGGAUCAGCAAUAGGAACGGGAGCAGCAGUGACAGGAGGGGUCAUCCUGGGAGUAACAGAGGUGGCCGUUGCUCUUCCUGUUGUUUUAAUCGGAGCUGGAGCUGCAGCUGGAGUGGGAAUGGGUGUGAAACUGGUCGUGGACAAAGUCCAGCAAAACAAAAAGGAAAAUUAGCCUAAAAAUAGCUAAACUCUUUUCAGAACAUAAAUACUCAGAUAUGUCUUUCAUAAUCUGAUAUGUUUUAAUAUAAGCAUGUCCUCAACAUGAAUGAGAAAUGAAAAUGAUCUUUUCCAGCUAUUGUUUCCAGCUUCUUUUAAUGUUUUAAAGCAUUUAAAUAAAUUACUUUGCUUGCUUUGUUUUUGUAGUUGAUGACUCUAGAAAGUAUGUGUCUAGUAUGUGUCAAACAAUAAUGAAAUGUAACCACAACAUGAAAUUGAUUAUUACAUUUUUUUUGUUAUUUUGAUGCAUGUGAUCAGUGUGAAAGUGCAUAGAUACUGAUGUUUUCCUGCAAAAAUAAAACAGAACACAUUUCGGAAUUAGCAGGAUGUGAUGGAUUUAUUUAACCAGCACAAAACUUUAUGCCAUACUUCUACAAACAAACACAUAAUAUGCACAUGCAUUGUUAAAAAGAACAGCAAAAAAACUGAAAGAGUCUGCUUCCGGUGUAUUUGCACCCACUGUAAACAGGAAGAUAUGCUUAAUGUGUUAUGGACACAAAAAACACUCAAUCGCCUUAUAAAAUAACAAUUCUGUGAGGAAAGUCAACGGCACUAGUUGGAGGCUCCAAGAAGGUCCCCUACAUGGGUCAUGUGAUCUCUCAGGGACAGAAAUGCAUCUCAUUAGAAAAUCUGAAACUGUGCACAACAAGCAGCUGAGACUGCACAUUGAUCACAAACUGAACUGAACUGAUGAUGCUAUGGUGCAUUUCAACAGCCUUAAACGAGCUAUCACAACGGCCCCUGCACUGGGCCUUUCACAGUAUAAUAAACUGUAGCAUUUGCACAUGAGAGAGACUAUGCUAUGGGGGUCCUGGUGCAAGAGUAUUGUGCAAAUUGUCGGCCAGUUGCCUUUUUGUCUAAGCAACUAGAUACAAUUGCUCAGGGCAAUUUGAAUACUCAACAUAUUACAACACGAAGACUUGGGGUAUGAGGCAAUCCUGUUAACAACAGCCAAUUUAACUAUUAAGCCCACUAAAGUGAAAAAUCUAGCUGUUCUUGCAUUGCAUUGCUUGACUGAAUUUGUCCUGUAAUACUAGACAAUUGGAUAUACCUUCGGGGGAUGGGGAGAAGGGCCAUCAGACGACGUAUAUUUUUGUGGCUACACAAUUGUAUGCCUGGAUGGUAACUUAAUUGAAGCAUAUGCAAUAGACUAUAUCUUAGCAUGCAGACUAGCAGAAGGGAAAUAGGUGAACAUUUAUACGGACUCAAGAUACGCAUGUACUCAAUUAAGCUAAAACAUGGGCACAAUGCUUUUCUUGUAGUGAGAAGGUAAAGCUGUUAAGUGUUUUGAGCAGAGUGUUUCAGCUGUUUUGUAACUUAUUUAAGUGGAAAAGUUUUGUAAGGAGGUGGAUCCCAUUUCUUUUGAAGUUCUUCAUGCUCCAGACCUCUCUUUACUUCUGUUUCUUCCCCCGUGUCUUCUCCUGUAGUCUCGAAUGUAAGGGAUGCUCAGGAAUUUGAUGUCAGUGAAUACAUCAAGCUCGUGCCUCCCUUUCACGAGUCUGAGGUUGAUGCAUAUUUUAGUGCUUGUGUGUACGACGCAGGUAAGCUUAAAUGGCCGAAUGAUAUGUGGGCAUCAUUGUUGCAAUGUAGUUUGACAGGUAAGGAUUUUUUUGGAUUACCAAUAGAGCACUCUCUCAAUUAUAACGUCAUUAAAGCCGCUAUUCUCGGAACUGGUCCCUGAGGUGUGAGUUUAGAGCGCAUACAAAGUCAGCGAGACAGACGCAUAUGUGUUUGCAAGAGAGAAAAGAGUGUUGCUUUGAUCUGACAAACAUGUGCUCCCCAUGUGCUCCUCUAAAUCCUGUGCCUGUGAUGGCUGAACCAUUUGGACGGUUAAUAUUAGACUGGGUAGGUCCACUUCCUAAAACUAAAAGUGGUUACCAGUACGUGCUGAAUAUCAUGUCCACUGCCACCAGGUUCCCUGAAGCAGUUCCUUUGCGCACAAUUAAAUCCCCUGCUAUGAUAAAGGCUCUUGUGGAGUUUUGCACUACAUUUGGGUUGCCCAAAAGAUUCAAACCGAUCAAGGGUCAAACUUUACAUUAAAAAAAUUCACACAAAUGUUAGCCGCAUUGGGAGUGUUGCACCGUAUGUCCGUAUAAGUGCAUACCGACGUCGCAGAAAAGUGCAUACCGACGUCACAGAAAAUAAAAACCAUUUCUAAAACAGAAUUCCGUGUAAUUUAUUAUCUGGUGUCGCUGUCACGGGUGAUUAGGAUGAAAACUACAUGGAAAAUAUACUUUUUAUCUGCGUGGAACACACGGUGUCAGUUUGGUCAAAAUCAGACAAUUGGGGUAAAAAAUCUGGAUAUUUAUCUUGUGAUCAUCUUUUGAUUAUUUUAAUUAAACCAACAAUAAUAUAACAAUUUUAAUGAAAAUAAAUAAAUAUAUAGUUCAGUGGCCUUGGCUUGGUAUCAUUGGCAGAAUUUGGUCCCCGUCAAAAACUACAGUUAUUGAGGAACUUAAAGAUUCAGUGAUUCUGCAAGACUUGCCAAACACUCUUUCCUAUCUGACAAACUGCCCAGGUAAAGAGUUUUGUAAAGAACAAUUUGCAGUUGAUAGACAAGUACCCUUCACUGUUUGCUGCCAUGCCAGGCAGAACUUCAGCGCUAACUCAUGAUAUUGAUGUGGGUGACUCUCUGCCGAAUAAACAAAAUGCAUAUAGAGUUAACCCGAAUAAACAUGCAAUAAUGAAAGAGGAGAUUGAGUACAUGUUGUGUCACAAUAUUGCCAUGCCCAGUCAAAGCCUGUGUAGUUCCCCCUGUUUAUGGUGCCAAAGCCAGACUCAUCUUAUCAUUUCUGCACAGACUACCAUAAGUUGAAUAGAGUCACCAAAGCAGAUUCGUUCCCGUUGCGAUGAGUGGUUGAUAGUGUAGGCAGGGUGGGCUCCGCUACCUUUGCAUCUAAGUUAGAUCUCUUAAGGGCUAGUGGCAAGUCCCUCUCACUUCCCAUGCCCCUGAAAUUUCUCCGUUUGUGAUACCAGAUCACUUUAUGCAGUACAAGGUUCUACGAGGUCUACAUAGAUGUUGUCUGUUCAAGUGCGGUACGUGGGAAGAACAUGUUAAAGUGUAAAGAGAGUGUGUUCAGUAAGUUGACUGCAGAUUUGCUGACUUUAAAUGCUGACAAUUGUGUACUACAUGAAUUAAAAGAAAUAAAUCUGGGACCGUGACUGUUCACUAGCUUUUGAUGCAAAGAAGAACCUGUUGUGUAAUGCUCCUCGACCCUUGGCCCCUAGUUUGGAAAAGUCAUUUACACUGCAGUUGGAUGCUAGUGCCACAGGGGCAGGUGCAGGGUUAUGGCAAGAAGGUGAAUGUGGUGUCUCCUAUUUUUAAAAAAGUUUACAUCCUAUCAGAGGCGCUAUAGUACCAUCGAGAAAGAGACUCUUGCUUUCUUAUUUUGAAG
Molecule: messenger RNA, 4429 nt
Organism: Carassius gibelio (silver crucian carp)
Lineage: Eukaryota; Metazoa; Chordata; Actinopteri; Cypriniformes; Cyprinidae
Product: GTPase IMAP family member 9
Exons: 3
Coding region: 52-990 (312 amino acids)
Molecular function (GO): GTP binding
Source: RefSeq, a predicted model, not a curated record